CGUCAUUUUGCUCCAUAUUGUCCUUUUUUCCCCUUCUUUCUUAAAAGGGAGGAGAAUCAUGAUCAUAACUGGAGGAAGCACAAGGAGGUAGUAGUUUCUUAUUACCUCGACUCCAUUGUCUCUCAAUUUCACCCAAUACCUAAUACAAACAUGGAGAUGGCAGCAAUUCUUCCGGCCCUCACAUCUUUAUCCUUUAAGGAUAAAUCUGAUGAGGCCUAUGACCGUGAAAUCAGAGAUUUCAUCACAUAUAUCAAACAAUUGCUUACAAAUAAGAAUUCUAGUAUCAUAUCUGACAGUGACAGGAUUCUAGAUGCUCUUGAUCCUUCAAUACACAGUCUGUCUUAUUUGUUCAUCUUACGUUUGCGUUUCCUUGCAAUCCAAAAUAACAGCAAUAAAACCUUACCCGAUGUCCUGCAUCCUGGUGGGUGCAUUUGGUCGAGAGCAGCUCUGUUUUUGAACGAGUUUGAUCCUGUUCAAAUCAGGUAUGCAGGCCAUGAAUGGCGUCAGCUUGUUGAGCUUGUGAUUCAGGGCGCGGAAGCAGUUUCAAAGCCACUUCUUGCAGUCCCACUUGUCAGAAAUGCAAUGCUUCGUCUGGAUCCUUCGUGUGUUACUUUCACAUCUACACACCUAGCUUUUGUCAGACUUUGCUUGCAUGCGAAAGCAUACACACAUGCACUGCCAAUCAUUGACAGGUAUAUCUGUCAUUUUCCCAUAAAUUAUGAGCAUCUACAAUCUAAAUUUCGCCGGCCACUAUGUGCAGAGCAUGGGUCUAGUUCAGCUUUUAUCACUGACGACUCGGAGUUGUCUGCCAAGCUCACAUAUAAAGACCACUUGCAGUACUUCCUAUACGGAGGAAUGCUAUACAUGGCUCUCAAAAAAUGGAGCAAGGCCCUUCAUUUUCUAAGUAUUGUUGUUUGCUCUCCCGUUGUCAACUCAGUCAGCAUGGUUAUGGUGGAGGCAUACAAGAAGUGGGUUUUAGUUAGCCUCCUGGAACACAAAAAGUCUAUUGCCCUGCCGAAUGUGGUCACUGCUCAGACGGCGAAGAUCUACCGAUCGCUUGCAAGGCCGUAUAUUGCUCUCGCGACUUCCUUUGAUGAAGACAACUAUGAGAGAUUAAAAAUUGAUAUUGAUGUCGGAAGAUCUAUAUGGCAAACAGAUAACAACACAGGGCUUGUUUUCCAAGUAAUGGAAAAGUUUCGCAGUGCGGCUAUUCUCAGGCUUGGUAGGAGUUUCGCAGCCCUGACAGUGUCAGAUGUGGCAGCACAUGUGUCACUUUCUUCAAUUUCCACUAAGGAGAUGGAGUCAUUCCUUGCAUCACUCAUAACAUUUGGGGUUAUGAAUGCUACGUUAUUCCAUUCCUGCGAUAAAUCCAGCAAGACGACACUUCGCUUUUUGAUGAAGACCUCGGGGCUUUCUGCUGCGCAAGAACUUCGUGCACACAAGCGUUUGCUUCAAGAAGCACAUUUGUUGAGAGUUCUUGUGGAUAAUAUCAUGCAAAGCAACCAUGUUUUGGAGUUGAGCUCUGAGCAUAUUGAGGAUUUACGCAAGACUCAAAGGCGAGUUGAAAACGGCGCCAAAGGAAAUAGUGAUAUGCCCAUUGGCGGUGAAGUAAGUGAGUUUGACUUUGAUGAGGAUAUGAUGGGAGAUUUGCACUGAGAUAUGUGUGAUAAUUGUAUGUUGACACAUGGCCUGCUAUAUGAAACUAGCAGCAUGAAACUUAGCUGGUGAACAUGAUGAUGAUGACUUCCAUUUUAUAGACCAUUUUUCAGUCUAGGACUAUGCAUGGUCUACCCCCUUCUAAAGGAGGGUUUGGGUCAGCUAGCUAAGGACAUGAAUAGGCUUUGCCAUAUAGGAGUCAGAUAACAAGGGUCACAGAGACAGUAGAAUAGAGAUAAAUAGUAGGGAAUAUGAAAUAGGCAUAGAGUGGAGGGAUAUUUUAUACAUAGGAAAAAGGGAUAAAGAAUGAGAAGAUAGAAAGAAAUGGCUAUAUAAAUAUAACUGAAGGUAUAAGAUAG
Monascus purpureus is the source of this 2015-nucleotide messenger RNA. NCBI's taxonomy places the organism in Eukaryota, Fungi, Ascomycota, Eurotiomycetes, Eurotiales, Aspergillaceae. The record is from the annotation of a GenBank genome assembly.